GUUUAUCCUGCUCUCUCGUCCCAUGCGUUGCUGAUUGGAGAGCACCUUCCUUAUUAGAUUUCUCCUCCUCGACUUCUCCAGAAACUUCGCGCUUGUAAGAAUCUUUCACCAUUGCAAUGGCUUUCACUGUUAGAUUCAAUGUCUCCCCUUAUUCAAGUUCGGGUGGUCAGCGAAGUUGGUUUUAAGUGUUGGGGGGUAAAAAUGGAUGGUAAAAAUGGGGCCAGCGCCAAGAGAACGAUUUUGCAUGAUCUCUACGAGAAGCAAAAGCAGAGCCCGUAUUAUGAUAAUCUUUGCCGUCCCGUUACAGAUUUGCUUCCAUGGAUUGCAAGAGGAGUCAGAGGUGUCACCAGCAAUCCUGCGAUUUUCGACAAAGCCAUAUCGUCAUCCAAUGCUUACAACGACCAAUUGAGGGAACUAGUUAAGUCAGGGAAAGAUGUAGAAAAUGCCUACUGGAAUUGGUUUGUGAAGGACAUACAAGAUACCUGCAAGCUCUUGGAGCCUAUCUACGAUGAACAAGAAGGGGAAGAUGGGUACGUGUCUGUUGAAGUCUCGCCCAAGCUUGCUGAUGAUACAAAAGGAACAAUUGAGCAGGCAAAAUGGCUCCAUAAAAAGGUUGGAUGCCCUAAUGUGUAUAUAAAGAUUCCAGCAACUGAAGAAUCCCUUCCUUCCAUAAAGGAGGUCAUUUCUCAGGGGAUAAGUGUAAAUGUCACUCUCAUAUUCUGUCUCUCUAGAUACGAAGCAGUGAUUGAUGCUUACUUAGAUGGGCUUGAAGCUUCUUCCAUGACUGAUCUUUCCAUGGUUCAAAGUGCGGCAGCUUUCUACAUCAGUAGAGUAGAUACUGUAAUUGACAAGAAACUUACAGAGAUUGGUACUGAUGAGGCUCUACGCCUGAGAGGGAAGGCCGCAGUAGCUCAAGCAGUUUUAGCUUACCAGAUUUACCUGAAGAAGUUUUCUGGUCCAAGAUGGGCGCGUCUGGAGAAGAGAGGUGCCAAAAAGCAGAGGCUGAUGUGGGCCUCGACAAAUGUGAAAAAUCCUACUUACCCCGACACCUUAUAUGUUGCUUCUCUUAUUGGACCAGAUACGAUUUCAACCAUACCAGAGCAAGCUCUAAAAGCAUUCAUGGACCAUGGUAUUGUUUCAAGAACCCUAGACGCAGAAGUAUCAGAGGCCCAGCGCAUAUACAACGCAAUAGAGAAAUUGGGAAUUAAUUGGAGUGGUGUUGGAUCGCAAUUAGAAACUGAGGUGCUGGAUUCUUUCACAAAAUGUUUUGACAAUGUUCUUGAAUGCCUGCAGAAAAAGGCUAGAGAAUUCAUCACUGUUUAGCCUGCUCUUCUUUUCUGUAUGAUCACCAUAACCCUAAAUUCAAAAUGGUGUAGAGUAGCAUAUUUGGUUUGUGUCGAAUAAUGGGAGAAAAGUGUUCUAUGAAAAGCCAAUUCGGGGGAAAAAAUCUUUAAUGAUUUAAUGAUUUAUUGAUUUUCUAAAAUGACUCGUAUGAAAGACAAAA
This is a messenger RNA of Neltuma alba, 1504 nucleotides long. RefSeq names its product transaldolase-like. Gene Ontology annotation, cellular component: intracellular anatomical structure; cytoplasm. Lineage: Eukaryota; Viridiplantae; Streptophyta; Magnoliopsida; Fabales; Fabaceae. Gene Ontology annotation, molecular function: transaldolase activity. The coding region runs from base 139 to 1323 and encodes 394 amino acids. Gene Ontology annotation, biological process: pentose-phosphate shunt; carbohydrate metabolic process. The transcript is spliced from 7 exons. The record is from RefSeq and is a predicted model, not a curated record.